AUGGGAUCUAAGAAGAAAACUGAUGUCAAGGCCAAAGAUGCCAAACCACCAAAAUUGAGUGAGAAAGUCAAGAGUAAGCAAAAGGAUGUGAAGGAGGAAGUUUCUACGUCCUCAGGGUCAAGCAGUGACUCAAGCUCAAGUAGCUCUAGUGACUCAAGCAGUUCUAGCGACUCAAGCAGUUCAAGUGACUCAAGCAGCUCUAGUAGUGACGAAGAGGAGGAAAACAAAACUCAGAAGACCGAAGCUAAAAAAUCUAGCGACUCAAGCUCAAGCGACUCAAGUGCCAGUAGCUCCAGUAGCUCCAGUAGCUCCAGUAGCUCUAGCAGCUCUAGCGAUUCAAGCUCAAGUUCUAGCGAUUCUAGCUCUAGCGACUCUGAGUCUAGCUCCAGUAGCUCUAGUUCUGACUCUAGCUCUAGUUCUGAUUCCAGCUCCAGCUCCAGUAGCUCUAGUUCUGACUCUAGCUCUAGUUCUGAUUCCAGCUCCAGCUCCAGCGACUCAAGUUCGGACUCAGACUCAAGCUCCAGCGACUCAAGCUCUAGUAGCUCCAGCUCCAGCUCCAGUGGUUCAGACUCCGAUUCAGACUCAAGUUCUAGUAGUUCCAGCAGCUCUGACAGUGACUCAGACUCCGACAGUGACUCGAGCUCAAGUUCCGAUAGCUCUAGUUCGAGCAGUUCAAGCAGUUCAAGCGACUCAGACUCAGAGUCUGACAGCAACUCAACUAGCGAAUUAAAGGAGGAACAAAAGGGUAAGAAGAGAUCCGCAGAAGAUUCCAAUGAUAAACCAACAAAGAAGUCUAAGACUCAAGAGACAGAGAGUGAAGAGUCAUCCAGAACUGAAUCGCCUCAACCCAUCACAGAUAAGAUGGCCAUUUCUGCCGGUGAAGAUGUUGUUAAAGAAGGACAGAGAAAACAUUUCUCAAGAAUUGAGAGAUCAAAAAUCUCAUUCGAGGAUUGGGAAUUAACAGAUAAUACGUAUAAAGGUGCGGCUGGUAACUGGGGAGAAAUCGCCAAUGAAAAGUUAGGAAGAGUUAGAGGCAAAGAUUUUACAAAGGGUAAAAACAAGAUGAAGAGAGGCUCAUACAGAGGUGGUUCCAUCACUCUAACUUCUGGAUCAUAUAAAUUCCAGGAUUAA
Torulaspora delbrueckii is the source of this 1131-nucleotide messenger RNA. It is a transcript of the gene SRP40, whose product is annotated as Srp40p. Bases 1 to 1131 code for a protein of 376 amino acids. Lineage: Eukaryota; Fungi; Ascomycota; Saccharomycetes; Saccharomycetales; Saccharomycetaceae. The record is from RefSeq and is a predicted model, not a curated record. The transcript has a single exon.